CUCACACUCUCCUUCCUGUUCAUUGCUGCUCUUUGCCUGGAGGCAGCUGUCAUAGAGAAGGUCAUUUACUGUCCAGGUGCCAACAUGAAUUGGACAGAGGCGAGACUGUACUGCCAGAGGAACCACAUUGACUUAGUUACUUGGACCACAGUGAACGAUUUAGCUGAAUGGUUGGUAACAAUCAAUGUCAGUGAAAUCUGGAUUGGCCUACUUAGAGAUCCUGAGGAAGAGUCGGUUUGGAAGGGGAUAAAUGUAAUAAGUGGAGAAGGAGUUUCAGGAGACGACCUCUCACAGAGCAGCAACUGGGCUGAAGGACAGCAGAGCAGUCACUGUGCAGCUGUGGGAUCUGAUCUAAUGUGGCACAGUGUUCAGUGUUCAAGUGAAUAUCAUGUAUACUGCUCAGACGGCAAAAUUGUUUUUCACAUGGUCAUUCUUAGCUGGUAUGAUGCUUCCAAGUACUGUGAGGAGAUCAUGAGUAACCUCGCCACCAUCACCGACAAUAACAGUGAUACUUUAAACUACAGUGGCUGGAUCGGGCUGUACCGACAGGGUGGUCAAAACUGGAGCUGGGUUGGAGAUUCAUCAUCUGACUACAGAAACUGGGCGCCUGAAGAGCCACUCACCGCAGACUGUGGCUCUUUUAAUCCCGUCACAGAAAAGUGGUACAGCAACGUGUGCUCCAAAGAGCUUCGGUUUGUCUGCAAUGAUGACAACCUGGUGGUGGUGAAUGAGAACAAGACAUGGGAGGAGGCCGUGGUGCACUGCAGGGGCAUGACAUCACCAUGUGCUGGCUCCUCUGAUACCUGCAUGUACCGCCAUGACAUCCUGAGCCUGCCUAACUUGAAUGACUACAGCUACGUCAGAGACCGGAUCUACAGAGCCACGACCGAUGAGGUCUGGUUGGGCCUGCGCUUCCUGGGAGGGGAAUGGUGGUGGGUGAAUGGAGAGGAGCUGGACGACGACGGGAUGCUGCCUGAGUGUCCGUCCCAGUGGAACCACUGUGGGACCCUGUCCAAAUACGACACAGACAGCUGGAUCACCAGGGACUGCUCAGAGAGAAGAAACUUCAUCUGCUACAGAAAAGAAAUACUGAUAGAAGAUAAUGAAGUUAGCCACGAGGAGGUUUAGAGUUUAAAGCUUUUCAGUGCUACAAUAUUAAAACCUGUUUUGUCUGUAAAUUAACAGACUGAGCUUUCUCUAGAAAAAAAAACGAGUUUUUUUGCUCAUAAUCUAUAUUGAUUUUUGUUGUAAUUAUAAUAAUUUAUGAAAAUAAAAGAUUAGUACUGUAACUUUACUCUGCUUUUCAUUUGUAUUCUUAUCAUUAAUAUGAAAUCAUUCCUUGCUCUGACUGGAUGCCUAUUGGCUACUGGAAUGCCCUAUUACCUGAUGUACUGUUGACUGUUUAAGUUUUGUUUGUUCUUUCUUUUUUUCAAAAUUUGCGGGCUGGUGUACAUAAUUCAGAUAGAAG
Toxotes jaculatrix (banded archerfish) is the source of this 1468-nucleotide messenger RNA. RefSeq names its product secretory phospholipase A2 receptor-like. Bases 85 to 1128 code for a protein of 347 amino acids. The record is from RefSeq and is a predicted model, not a curated record. The transcript is spliced from 3 exons. NCBI's taxonomy places the organism in Eukaryota, Metazoa, Chordata, Actinopteri, Toxotidae.